This is a messenger RNA of Haplochromis burtoni (Burton's mouthbrooder), 2595 nucleotides long. RefSeq names its product hepatocyte growth factor a (gene hgfa). The transcript has 18 exons. Gene Ontology annotation, biological process: proteolysis. The record is from RefSeq and is a predicted model, not a curated record. Gene Ontology annotation, molecular function: serine-type endopeptidase activity. The coding region runs from base 164 to 2320 and encodes 718 amino acids. NCBI's taxonomy places the organism in Eukaryota, Metazoa, Chordata, Actinopteri, Cichliformes, Cichlidae.
AGAAAAAGGGGGUUGACCCGAGGACGUGUGGGUUUUUGGGAAGGUGACAUCUGUGUGAGGAAGAUAAGUCUUCUGCUCACCAUCAGCCACUCAGAACUUCAAACAAGCUCCGAGUGCGUCGCUCUCUUAAUCCGGAUUCUAACUUGCACCCAAAUCUUUAACCAUGAGGACAUACGUUUGGAUUUAUCAGGCUUUGCUCUGUGUUCUGCUCACUAUUGUGGAUACAGGUUGCUGCAGAAAGUCUCGUCAGUUAUUACAGAGGUAUGAAAAGACUGAAAGCCACAUGCUGGUUUGCACAGACUGUCCUCAGCUCCCAUUGAUACGAACCAGCAACUCAGAGGAACGCUGUGCCCGGAAAUGCAAAGUGAAGAAAAACUUCAACUGCAGAGCCUUUAACUUUCAGCGGCACAGCAAGAAAUGCCACUUGCUUCCUUUUGACCGUUUCACCAACAAUGUGCAGAAGCAGGCCAGCAUCAACUUUACUUUAUACGAAAAAAAAGAUUACAUAAGGGAGUGUAUCACUGGCACCAUGGACAACUACAGAGGAAGGAGGUCAUGGACAAAGUCAAAUAUCACUUGCCAAGCUUGGUCAGAUAAUAACAUCAAUGAGCACACGUUUUAUCCAGAUAGGUACCCAACGCAAGACCUGAGGCACAACUUCUGUCGGAAUCCUAACAACGAUCCCGGUGGUCCGUGGUGCUACACCACAGAUCCCAAUGUACGAGCUGAGGAGUGUGGCAUACCACAGUGUUCAGAAGAUGUCUGCAUGACAUGUAACGGGGAGGAUUACCGGGGCAAAAUGGACCAUACAGAGAGUGGCAAAGAGUGCCAGAGAUGGGACUCGGCAAGGCCUCACAAACACCCCUUCCAGCCCAAGAAGUAUCGGGACAAAGAUUUAAAGGACAACUACUGUAGGAACCCGAAUAACCGCCUCCGUCCUUGGUGUUACACCAUGGAUCCCAAAACUCCAUGGGAGUACUGUAACAUCACUGUGUGUGGUUCAGACCCUACCGAGGACUCCAAUGUUGAAGUAACAACUGCCUGUGUCCAGGGAAAGGGCACAGACUACCAAGGCACAAUGAAUGUCACCCCGGAAGGUGUGACAUGUCAGCGCUGGGAUUCCCAGUUCCCACAUAGCCACUCAUUUCUUCCGCAGAACUACAAAUGCAAUUUGUGUGUGUGUUAUAGAGACCUCAGAGAGAAUUACUGUCGCAAUCCUGAUGGUGCAGAUUACCCAUGGUGCUUCACUACAAACCCUAAUCAGAGGAUAGCCAAUUGCACCCAUAUCCCCAGAUGUGGUGCAGAGGCUACACAAAAAGCAGAGUGUUAUGAAGAGAAUGGAGAGACUUAUCGGGGCACUUUAUCCAUAACUCGAUCGGGGAUUCCCUGUGCAGACUGGUCACAUCACAUAAACAGUGGGGAUUCUCACUCUACGGUGUCCCAUGUAGGGCUGGAGAAGAACUACUGCAGGAACCCAGAUCGCGACAGACACGGCCCCUGGUGUUACACCAGUCCAAAUAACCGCCUGGCCUGGGAUUACUGUAAACUAAAACACUGUGAUUCAGCUACAAAGGCUCCUCAGACAAAUAUUCAAACGAGGCCCAAGAUAUCAUGCUUUGUGCACAUAAACACCAGAAUAGUUGGAGGACAUCAAGUGCGAGGUACAGAUGGCAGCUGGGUUGUAAGCAUCCAAAGACAGAAGGUCCAUUUGUGUGGUGGCUCACUAAUCAGAGAGAACUGGGUUUUGACAGACCAGCAGUGCUUCACCUCCUGCGUUCCAGAUCUCCGGGAUUACAGUGUGCAGGUCGGUCUGCAUCACCUCGAUGAGUCUAAAAACCGACCGCGACUACGAGUCUCUCGCCUGAUCUGUGGCCCAGACGGCUCCAACCUAGUAAUGUUGAAGCUAGCAGAUCCUGCCCCUGUGUCUGAAGGUGCAUCCACCAUUCAUCUUCCCGUGAAAGACUGUCGCAUCCCUGAAGGCACCAACUGCACCAUGUAUGGAUGGGGGGAAACCAAAAAUACUGGACAUGAUGAAGCCCUUAACUCUGUAAUCAUGCCGAUGGUGGACAACGACAUGUGCUCGCACAUCAAAGAAGACGCCGGGGAAAGCAGAAUAUGUGCUGGCGGGAAAAGGGGAGAAGGCGUGUGUGAUAGGGACUACGGUGGCCCACUGGUUUGCCAGGAACAUGAGCGCAAAGUCAUAAUUGGUGUGAGCAUCCAAAGGACAAAAUGUGCCUCAUCACAGCCAGCACUUUUUGUUAAUGUUGCUUUCUACUCAGAGUGGAUAUACAAAGUCUUCAGACUUUACCCGAAUGUGUAAAGAAACUAAUGGAGUGGUGUGAAAAGCAACCCACAGGGGACUACCAUAGCUUGCAAGAGCUGGCAGAGGAACUUGGGCCACAAAUCUCCAACAUGGAUUAUUGGGUGGCAUACAGAAAACGACUGUAUGAUAGUGACAAGUUUGGAUUUUAUGGUGGAAUCUGUCGCCAUCUGUAGAUGACAUAAACUAGAAAUUGGAGACUGGAUGCAUCUAAUUGGUUCUCACCCAUUCUUCGAUUUUGCAAAUGAGUAGAUCUCGGCAUUUUCGAAAUCAAA